Molecule: messenger RNA, 1302 nt
Organism: Andrographis paniculata
Lineage: Eukaryota; Viridiplantae; Streptophyta; Magnoliopsida; Lamiales; Acanthaceae
Product: cysteine proteinase COT44-like
Exons: 4
Coding region: 9-1124 (371 amino acids)
Cellular component (GO): lysosome
Molecular function (GO): cysteine-type endopeptidase activity
Source: RefSeq, a predicted model, not a curated record
UCCAACCCAUGCCUUCACUCAUAGCCAUACCCAUAUCCAUAACCUUCUUCUUCUUCUUCUUCACCUUCAUCAUAUCAUCAUCUCAUGCUUCAAGCUUCUCCAUCACAGACCAACAAAGCCCACAACACCUCAAGGCUCUAUACCAAGUGUGGCUAGCAAGGCAUGGCAAACACUACAACAACAAUGGAGGAGAAGGAAUCGAUAGAAAGAGGUUCGAGAUAUUCAAGGACAACUACAACUUCAUCCGCCAACAUAAUGCGCUUAACCGAACAUACAAGCUCGGCCUUAACCAAUUCGCCGACCUCACCAACGACGAGUUCAAGUCCAUCUACUUUGGCACUCGGACUGAUGCCAGGCGCCGAUUCACCAAGGCCAAGAUUGCCAGCCAAAAGUAUGCUGCUGUCAUGGCCAGGGCCAGGGACGACCUGCCGGAGUCCGUGGAUUGGAGGGAGCAUGGCGCGUUGCCUCCUGUCAAGAAUCAGGGCUCCUGCGGAAGUUGCUGGGCUUUCUCUACAGUGGCAGCAGUCGAAGCCAUAAACAAGAUAGUUACCGGAGAACUGAUCUCCCUAUCCGAGCAAGAACUGGUGGACUGCGACACAUCGGAAAACAGUGGAUGCGAUGGAGGCCUUAUGGACUAUGCCUUCCAAUUCAUUGUUUCCAAUGGUGGCAUGGACACAGAAGACGACUAUCCCUACAAGGGGACUGAUGGGAGAUGUGAUCCUACACGGAAGAAUGCAAAAGUAGUAAGCAUUGAUGGGUAUGAAGAUGUGCCUCAGGAUGAGAGAGCCUUGCAGAAGGCUGUCUCUCGUCAGCCCGUCAGCAUUGCCAUUGAAGCCUCCGGGAGAGCCUUUCAGCUCUACACAUCGGGUGUAUUUACGGGGGAAUGCGGCACAGAAUUGGAUCAUGGUGUGGUAGCCGUAGGAUACGGCUCGGAGAAUGGGGUGGACUACUGGAUAGUGAGGAACUCAUGGGGGACAGACUGGGGCGAGAACGGGUACCUGAGAUUGGAACGUAACCUCGCAGGUAGUAACACCGGGAAGUGUGGGAUUACAAUGGAAGCUUCCUAUCCUACGAAGAUCAGCAACAAUCCUGCAAAAUCAAACUCUGGUUAUGCAGCUGAAUAAGAUAUAGAAGAAACUUUCAGAUGAUUGCUGAUGAUGGAUGAGGGAUUCUCUUCAUAAUGAAGAUAAUGUGUACAUUCGCAUAUUCUAUGUUUCCAGCACUGGUGUUGGGAACACAAAUUUCAUUCAAAUGCAUUUUCAAGAUUUAAUUUUAUUUGAAUCCAAAUGUUAUUUUAUGAUA